GCGCCUUCUUCCCACCUUUCUGUUCACCUACGAAAGGAAAAGACACGAGGCUGACCUUGGAACACGAGGCUUGCCUGUUCCCUUAGAUCUCUCUGGACGCUAUCAUCAUCCUUGGGGAUUUUUUUUAAAUCUUAACCUCCCCGCUCUCCACCUUGCUCUUCACCUUACUCGCUUCCUUGAAGACAAACUCGCUUUCUAAUAUUCAACUUAACACAAAAAAAAUCAAUUCUCUAACGCGAAACCAACUUAUUCUGCUACGUCUUCACGAACUCGCUUAUUACUUCAUCCCUUUGCAUGAUAUUUUCAUUUUAUUAACGAUAUGUCACGACUGCAGCCCAGCACGUCUUCCGAAUCUCCUCUAAGCGCAUCUGCGCCUGGCGAUUCCCCAUCAAACAGAGGCUACAUCUCAGAACGCCCCUCUUCUUCUACUCAUCCGAGAAUAUCAGAAGGUUCAGAAGGUUAUCCCUCCUGGCUCCCAAAGAGGCCUCCUCCGCCUGCACCAGCAUCCUCUGUUGGGAUGUUUGAGCCUCCCCCGCCCGAGGCGUUCUCAGGUGGUCGAAAGGCUACGCCACGUUCUGUGCGCGUUGUGAGCCUCCAGGACACUGCCCAUGCUAGCGCUAAUCCGUACAAUCGCCGGGAUACCGCAGAACAGACUCCGCAGAGCAACCCUCUACGUCCUCGAGUCUGGUCGCGUGCCACGACUGCCGGCUUGAGCGCAACUUUGGUCUCACCACCUGUUAAAACACAGGAGCACUCUCAAGCACCAAAGUUCCGGUCAACUGGUCUUCACCCGGAACUCCUUCGCAACCCUUCUACCCUAACUCGCCUUUACUUUUACUUGCUUCCUCUCAUGACCUUCUACCACAUUCCUGUACAAACAUUCUUCGACUUCAAUGCUGUAUUUAUAAUCUUGCAGGUCGCCAGGUUUCCCAAUCCUUCCGCACCAGGCGUACCGGGUUCGGGCAAGAAUUGGGCACUCGGUGCUGCAGCGUACAUAGCUUGUUGGCUGGCUUGGAUCACCAUGGUUUUUGUUCUAUAUGAACUUGUCUACUCCUUCUGGCGCAGAUGGCGUGUUAAGCGACCACUUAUCACGCCAUUGUAUCUUUCUUCGGCUGCUUUCAACCUCGCUUCCAUGACGUCCUACACGAACUUCUGCUUCAUGCAGUACAUCCGCUUCUCGGCUUUCUUUGGCGAAAAUGGUAGUUUUCGAGAUGGCAUUUCGGAAACGUUCUGGUUUUACUCCCAGAACCUACCCACUGUCGCCCUUCUGCUUCCUCGAGCGGGUCUCUCCCUAGCUUUGCUGUUCGCAUUUACAUCCGCUUCUCCUGAUUAUGUUGCUAUGCUCGAAGCUGGCUUCAAUCGUCGUGACGGAACUUACUUCCGUGCGUCAGAUGGUACACUAACGGAUUACGCCCGUGGCGUUCUUAUUGCCAAUGCCGCUUGGACGGCGUGGCGUGUCCUUGUCCUACUCCUCAGCUGGAUUGGUCUGUGGAUUAUGAGCGGCCAUGGCUGCGCCGGGCUCUGUGGGCCGCGCUUCAGAUGGGAGGAAGAAGAUCGGGAGAAGUCUACGUCCAACCACAACGGCGACGGCGACGGUGCCUCUGAAACGGAUGCUCUCCCUUGGAGCUGGAGAAUUUGUACACGUCAACGCAUCCAAGAAGCCUAUGACUUUUGCUUAACGGUGAAGCCUUCUGCACGGUGGUCUGGUACCGUAAAGAAGGAAGAAGCCGGACUGCUAGGUGUGGAAACUUCCCCACCGUUCGAAGUUGAGCAGGUGCUUGCGGCUGUCGGUUUCCCUUCCGCGCCACCGCCAGCAAGGCGCGGUGCACUUUCAGAGGACCUUUUUGCAUUCCCAAGAGAAGAGUCUGGGGAGGCGCCAGCGCCUCCACCGGAGCUGUCCGAGAUCAUCCCCAAAGUUGUGAAGAGAUCCUCGAAGGACAAGGAGAUGACAGGUCCUUCGGCGCCCCUGCUCAAGCUUCCGUAUCCAUUUGCUGGGUAUGGUGCGCAAGUGUCGUCCAAAGAUCAAAUCCCUUUCCCACCUUCCCCUGGUUCCAGGAAGGAGAAACGCAGGUCACCACCCACCAGUGGCUCCGAACGUCCAGGACAAGCUGAUGAAGAUGAAGAGGAAGAGGAAGAGGAAGAGGAAGAUGAUGACGAUGAAGAAGAGUCAGAUGAAGAGAUCGGGAUCGAGGUCGAGAAUGCAAGCGAUGCUCCACCACGCACCUCCGGCUCGAUGUCCAGUCUUGGACAGCCGGUGUCAUCUCGUUACCCAUUCCAACUUCGCCGUCCUGCCCGCGGAGGCUCUGUAUCUUCGACGACCGGUACACACUCGACUCCUAAGACACAUCUAUCAACGAAUACUCGCUCAACGGGGUCGGGAACGUCACAUUCUACACAAUCUACUGGCAAUCGCGAUACCUCAUCUGAAUCCCCCAUGUCGCAUGUCGUGAGUUCGGGCAUGUCCAGUCCUAGUUCCGGAUAUGGUAGCCCGAUACCCAUGCCACCUCGUCAUCCCCAACCAGGUCGUGGUCGCGCUCGUGCAGGAACCGUUCCAUUAGUGUUACCAUCUCCCUCUCCUAUUUUGUACACUCCGAGCAGAAUCCGCGUCGACAGCGACCAUACGGAGACUUUUGGUGGUGGUGGUUACGAAUCCUUCCUUAGUGAGGAGGCUGAUGAUGAUGAGGCAGAGGAGGAAGAAGAGGAAGACGAGGAAGAGGAGGAAGACCAAGACGAUGAGCCGCAGAUGAUGGAGCAACCUGUACCGGAAGGUCCGCAUGAAGCUGCGGAAGGCGAGGAUAGUGUUGGUCUCCUCGGAGUUGGUCCUCGCAGCCCGAAAUCUUCAAUGGUCAGCAGCCGUCGCCGUCGUGGUCAUCGCUCAGAUUCUGGGCGUUCACAAUCCGGACGUUCACGAUCUGGUUCACGAUCCGGCUCUCAAUCGGGUUCGUCGAAUUCCCGUGCUGGUUCAGCCGUUCGUUCGCGGGCGCAGUCACUCAUACACAGCAUCGGAGCCGCCUCACGAUCCUCGUUGGAUCUUGUCCAGUCCAUGCGUUCUCGUGCGAAUUCGUCUAUGGCUCGUCUUGAGGAGGACAUGGCGUACUCAACCGACUCUCGCUCACGUAGCGGGUCAGAGGGAGUGCACAGCAGCAACGAGAAUUAUACUUUCGGAGUAAGGCCAUCUGUGGGGCAAAGCUCCGGGUCUCGUCUGAAAUUGGCUUCCUCAAACCCCUCCAUCUACACCCCCUCUAUUUCUGCGCCUUCGGAGGCCACUACCUCUCAUCUCACUGCUCGCCCUACCUCCCGCGAGCGUGAGGUCGGGCGAUUAGAUAUCCCCACGCGGCCGUAUGGGGGGCAGACCGAUGAUAGCCGACCCGACAUCAGUACCGCUGCUCAGUCGUUCAUAACAGCGCCUGCUACAUUAGACGGCACCUCAGUUUCCAGUGAACCCAUGCCAGCAAGUUGGCAAGAAGUGUCGCACAUGGUUGACAGACCAGGCACCGAGUGGAGACCUGCAUGAGCAUUCCUCGUUUUCUCUGAUUUUUUUUCUUUGCAUGCUACUUAUUUGACAUCAUCUAUUCAUUCACAUUCCCCCGCCACAUCAUCACCCUCAACUUGACAAUUCUUCAUCCAUAAUUCAGACACUGGAGUUACAUUUCACACUUAUUCACGCGCGAGACCUCGUUUAAUUCUACUGCUGCCGUUGGUACUCCUGUUCUAUCUAGCUCACAUUCAAUGUUAUCCUCAUGGAUCUGGAC
Molecule: messenger RNA, 3752 nt
Organism: Suillus clintonianus
Lineage: Eukaryota; Fungi; Basidiomycota; Agaricomycetes; Boletales; Suillaceae
Exons: 4
Coding region: 320-3514 (1064 amino acids)
Source: RefSeq, a predicted model, not a curated record